AUGGAAGAAAGUGAAGAGUUGCGAUCGAUUCUGCCAUUUCUUCCUCUGCUCGCGCGUUCUUCUUCUCUGUUUUGGCCCUCCCAAGCGGUGGAAACGCUCAGAGAACUCGGAGGAGGCCGAGUUGACUCGGGCCACCACUUGUUCCGAUCCAUUUCUCUCCUCAGAAACGCUCUUUCUCUCUCUUCCCAACCCUUAUCCCCUUCCACUUCGCUUGGAUACGCCCUUUUCUUCGACGAGCUUAUGUCUGGAGAGGAAUCUAGGAAGUGGUUUCAGGAGGUGAUUCCCGCAUUGGCCAAUUUGCUCUUGAGAUUGCCCUCUUUGCUGGAAGCACACUAUCAAAACCCUCGUAAUGCUAUGCUCACAACAACUGCUCUUCGCUUAUUGGAUUCACAGCAACCGGGGAUAGUCUUCCUUAGCCAGGCAGCCACCGUUUGCAUGACUAAGGCUGCUUCUACUGGCUUGCCUUUUUAUUUUGUGGUACUUGAUUGUGACAUGCUUGCUGGUGAUGGUUAUCUCAAUGGUAGACAUGUGAAGCAUCUUCCUAUGAUCAACUUUGAUGAAUUGUUUGCAUUUGAGGUUCACAGUGUGGGGCUCAUAGAAGAUCAAUCAAGUGAAGCUGUUGAAGUCGAUUUUGCAAAUAAAUAUCUUGGGGGAGGUGCUCUUGGUAGGGGGUGUGUACAGGAGGAAAUCCGCUUCAUGGUCAGUCCAGAAUUGAUUGCUGGCAUGCUUUUCUUGCCAGCCAUGGCAGAUAAUGAGGCUAUAGAAAUUGUUGGUGUGGAAAGAUUCUCAAGUUAUAAAGGGUACGCAUCAUCAUUUCGAUUUUCUGGUGAUUAUGUGGAUCAAAGGAAAGUAGACACUCUUGGAAGACGGAAAACCAGGAUUGUUGCAAUCGAUGCAUUAUGUAGCCCAGGGAGGAGACAAUACAGGGCAAAUUUUCUCCUCCGGUCUUUUGAUGCUGCCACCUCAACAUCAAUGGAAACAAGUGAAGGAAAAUUUCCAAACCACAAAAUUACAAAUUCUCAAAUCGAUUACCAUAGGAUGGAUCAGGGAAAUAUUAUUGGGGUUGCAACUGGAAACUGGGGAUGUGGUGCCUUUGGUGGAGAUCCUGUAGUAAAGACCAUAAUUCAGUGGCUUGCAGCAUCUCAGGCUCUAAGACCUUUCAUAGCAUAUUACACAUUUGGGUUGGAGGCAUUACAGAGCCUAGAUGAGGUUGCUCAUUGGAUUUUGUCACAGAGAUGGACAGUUGGGGACCUAUGGAACAUGUUAGUUGAGUACUCAACAAAUAGAUCGAAAGGAGAAACUCAUGUCGGUUUCCUUCAAUGGCUACUGCCAUCAAUACAUGGCCAUGGUACUGGGAUGGAUUUGUCAAAUCUGGCUUAA
Molecule: messenger RNA, 1380 nt
Organism: Sphenostylis stenocarpa
Lineage: Eukaryota; Viridiplantae; Streptophyta; Magnoliopsida; Fabales; Fabaceae
Source: the annotation of a GenBank genome assembly